Messenger RNA from Postia placenta MAD-698-R-SB12, 555 nucleotides. RefSeq lists its product as hypothetical. The transcript is spliced from 5 exons. Lineage: Eukaryota; Fungi; Basidiomycota; Agaricomycetes; Polyporales; Adustoporiaceae. Gene Ontology annotation, molecular function: ubiquitin binding. Bases 1 to 555 code for a protein of 184 amino acids. The record is from RefSeq and is a predicted model, not a curated record.
AUGGGCGAAGUCGUCAACGUUAUUGUCGCCGUUGCCGUCGUGGUCUUCAUCGUGCGCUGGGCAACCACUGGUAAGGAUGCCCCGAACACGCCUUCGCCAGCCCGUGUACUCGGCUUCAGACCAAAGAACGUCACAACGGACAUGGUAGACACAGUACACAACAUGUUUCCAGACAUCCCGAGUGAUAACAUCCGCUAUGACCUCUUGCGCACCGGAAGCGUACAGCAGACGUCGACUACCAUCCUCGAGCGCGGCUUCCUGCCAGCGCCGCCGCCCGCUUAUUACACGAUCUACCCCCGCGCGAUUGACCCAGCACCAGCGUCCGCCAGCCGCCCACUAAACUCUGUAAACGCGACCACCAGCGGCGCAAAGCCCAAAGGCGACAACCUCAUCACACGCUACAACCUACAGGAGCGCGCCGCCGCGGCGUCCGGCGUCUCGGUGUUGGCGCCCGAGGAGGUCGGCGGCGUGGCGGUGUGGGAGGAGAGCGCCGAGAAGCGGGAGGCGAGCUUGCGCGAGCGCAAGGCGCAGAUGAUCUUGGCUGCCCGACAGUGA